AUGACUGCGAAUCGUGGGUUUCGUCUAUUCAAAUUCAAUACUGCCAAGGAUCCUUCAAAUAUUUCGGCCGAAAAAAAGAAAUGGCAUGAUCUCCCUAGUUUUGAUGAGCUCUCAAAAUUCCAUGAAUUCGGGGGAUGUGCAUGGGAUGUAUGGGGUGCGGGAGACGAACUAGGGACUGUGAAUCUGCUGACUGAAGACGUCGUGCGAGAUGCCGCCAAGGAAAACGGGUCGAACUGUGUGCUUAAAUUGAGAAGGCGACCUCUGUUCUCACGUAGGGCCCCAGAAAUCGUAGUUACCAAACGCGUCCCAACGACCAAGUCAAAUGACGAUGAAAUUACCAUUAAUACACAGUCCGGAUCACAGUGGGACUCCCUGAAACACUUUGGUGUUGUAACCCAUGACGUAUUUUACCAAAACACGCCGAAGAGUUUCUUCAAACUCGGAAAAGUACCAAAUGCCGAUCCCACGAAUAUUGAUAAAGACCUUAUCAAAUUCGGGAUUCACAAUUGGGCUCAACAUGGCAUCUGUGGGCGCGCAGUGUUUCUUGAUUUGGUCCGCUUCUUCACACAGGAUGGAAAGCCGCUCCCUUACGAUCCAUGGACGACACAUGCUUUCAGUGUCUCUGAUCUCGAAGCAUGCGCUCGUUUUGAGGGCGUCAAGUUUCAACAAGCGGAUAUUCUACUCAUACGUGGUGGCUUCACGAAGAGAUAUAACGAAAGCAGCCAAGAAGAGAAAGACGAAGUCGUGGAUAAAGAGACAUUUGCCGGAAUUGAGCAAUCUGAAGAUAUGAAGCGCUUCUUAUGGAAUAACCAUUUUGCGGCGAUUGCUUCUGAUGUACCAUCUCUUGAGGCAAAGUCUCGAAUGCCUCCUCCGAAUAGGAACUUCUUACACCAAACGAUAAUUGGACUAUUCGGAAUGCCAAUUGGUGAAUUAUGGGAUUUUGAGGGACUCUCGGGAAUAUGCGCCGAAACCGGACGUUACGCGUUUUUCUUUACCUCCUGGCCGUUGAAUAUCUUGGGCGGAUGUGCGAGCCCACCAAAUGCAGCAGCAUAUUUCUAA
Molecule: messenger RNA, 1059 nt
Organism: Fomitiporia mediterranea MF3/22
Lineage: Eukaryota; Fungi; Basidiomycota; Agaricomycetes; Hymenochaetales; Hymenochaetaceae
Exons: 15
Coding region: 1-1059 (352 amino acids)
Molecular function (GO): arylformamidase activity
Source: RefSeq, a predicted model, not a curated record